Molecule: messenger RNA, 2625 nt
Organism: Schistosoma turkestanicum
Lineage: Eukaryota; Metazoa; Platyhelminthes; Trematoda; Strigeidida; Schistosomatidae
Source: the annotation of a GenBank genome assembly
AUGGGUAAAGGCUUCGAGAAUGAUGAAGAUGGAGAAUACACUGAUGGAUUAUCGAUCUUCAAGCCAAUUCGUAUAAGUGAAAAAUUUGUUAGACCAAAAACACCUCCAGAAACGAAAAACUUUCUACUUCGUAUUCAGGAACGUCAAAAAGCAAAUCAGAAAGACUCUAUUUGUGAUGAAACUAUACUUGUAAAUUCAAAAGAAAACAUUGAAAGUAAAACACAGGAUCCAGAUGUUGGAGAACAAUCUCAGAAUUCCAAUAUACAAUCAAAAGCUUUAUCAAACACUCUAAUUACUUCCACUCAAAAUACAAUGAGUCAAUUAGAUGUUGUACAAUUUCAUACCUGUUUAUCACCAAUUAUUAAUCAAUCUGAAAAUACAAAUAAUAUUCUCAUUACCGAUAGUAUUAUAAUCAAUGAUUCUUUCAUAGAAAAUUCUCCUAUUCCAAUCACUAAUUUACAACAACAACAACAACAACAGCAACAACAAACAUCUUCAUCCAAAUAUCGUCUUAUCAAUCCAAAUGUUGGCGAUUCACCAAUGGAAGAGUUGAUUGUGCCACAAAUUAAAAAAACAUCACAUUUAUUCAAUGAAAUUCAUCAUAACAAUCAUAGUCAGUCGAAGAAAUGCAAACGAAAAUCAUCGAUCACCAAUACUAAUCAUAAUCAUACUAAUAAAAGACUUUCUAUUGGUACACCACUUACACCAGAUAUUUUAUUAAAUUUCGUUAGUUCCACUCAUUCAUCAAAAUCAUGCCAAGAUACUGUAAAAAAGUCUAAUCCUCAAAUUGUUGAUAAUAAUAAUAAAUUAACCGCCAAUGUUCCAGAAAAACAAAUUAAAAUGUCUAAAUUAUUAAUGAAUCAAAAAAAAACUACAAAAUUAUUAUCAAAUUUACAAAAUUCACCAUCAAUUACACCGAAAUCAAUUCUUAGAGAGGUCAAUCAAAACACUAACACUACCAAUACUACUAAUAAUAAUAACAGUAGUAAGAUUAAAUCAAAACAAAUAUUAUCUACAAUCAAGAGAACACCAGUUUUAAAACAAUCAAAACAACUUACUCCUAAAAAAAAACAAUUCAACGAUAAAAACGUUACUACUACCAAUACUACUAACAAUAAUAACAGUAGUAAGAUCAAAUCAAAACAAAUAUUAUCUACAAUCAAGAGAACACCAGUUUUGAAACAAUCAAAACAACCUACUCCUAACAAAAAACAGUUCAGUGAUAAAAAUGUUACUACUACUACUACUACCAAUACUACUACUAAUAACAAUAACAGUAGUAAGAUUAAAUCAAAACAAAUAUUAUCUACAAUCAAAAGAACACCAGUUUUGAAACAAUCAAAACAACUUACUCCUAAAAACAAACAAUUCAACGAUAAAAAUGUUACAGAGAAGAAAACCAAUAAUAAUGAUAAUCAAAAAUCUAAAACUACUGAUCAACAACCUACAAAUAAUGUUUCAAUUCCACCACGAAGAAAAUCAAAUCGUUUAUUAUUAUUAUCAAGUGGUACAUCAACCUCACAACCUAUAUAUGUUCGCCCAUUAUCUAAUGUUGAUUUAGAUGCAACAAUAAAUAAUCCAUGUUUAAAAAAAUCAAAAUCAUUACUUAAUUAUAAACAACAAAUUAAAAAAUCAACAACUCAACAAACUUCCAUGAUAAGUAGUAGUCCUAUUGAAAAAAAUUUAACGAAAGAAUUAUUAUUACCUAAUAAUAAUAAUCAUAAACGAAAAUCACAUGUUAAUGAAAUUACUACACCAUUAUUAUUAUUAUUAACUAAAACGAAACGUUUGUCGGUGAGUCAAAUAAAAGUUAAUGAAGAUAGUUUGAUUUUAACUGCAAAUAAUGAAUCUCUUUUCAACUGUUUUAGCGAAAAUUAUUAUUUACGCUGCUUACUAGAGACUAUCAAUAAACGUAGUAGUUUAGAAGAAUUUCAAUCUACACCAUUGACACAACGUAAAGAUGUAUCAAUAAAAUCUCCAUUGGCAUCUGAAAUAGGUGCAACAAGAAUUAGUAUUGUAUUCAGUGGAACUCAAUCCGAAGAAGAACAAGUUUUAAUUGCAUUAUUAAAAUCAAGCAAUUUAAUUGGUUAUGAUCUAGUUAAACUUCCACAUUCACAUACACAUUCACAUUCACAUGCAACACGUACAAAAUGUCAACUUGGCACAGCGAAUCGUUCAUUUAGCUUAGUGCAAUUUACACAUUUAAUCACAGAAUCACCUUGUCGUAGAACAUUGAAAUUAUUUCAUGCACUUAUUCGUGGUGUACAUAUUGUCACUACAGAUUGGUUACGUCAAUCAGUCACUGCUAAUAUGUGGUUAUCUGAAUUAGAAUUUAAACCGCCUGGAUUACCUCGUUUAUCACGUAUGCAAAAAAUGAAUAAAUUAUUUGCCAAUGUUGGUAUUCUAUAUGUUGGUCCUGAUACAAAACCACCACGUCAAGAUCUUGUUGAUUUAUUGAAUUUAGGCGGGGCAAUUCUUACCAAUAAGAAAACUGAAGCUACCAUUCUUAUUGGCUGUCAUCUAUGCAAUAAAACAUGUAUUAAACCCAGUUGGAUAUUAGAUUCCAUAUUUCAAGCCAAAUUAUUACCAUUAACCGAUUAUGAUUUAUCAACAGACCAUCAUUGA